Nerophis lumbriciformis (worm pipefish) is the source of this 657-nucleotide messenger RNA. The record is from RefSeq and is a predicted model, not a curated record. NCBI's taxonomy places the organism in Eukaryota, Metazoa, Chordata, Actinopteri, Syngnathiformes, Syngnathidae.
AUGGCAAAUUUAGGGUUGCAAUUGUUAGGUUACUUCCUGGCCUUGGGUGGUUGGAUCGGCAUCAUCGCCACCACAGCUUUGCCCCAGUGGAAGCAAUCAUCAUAUGUCGGUGAUGCAAUUAUCACCGCUGUGGGUCUGUAUGAGGGGCUGUGGAUGAGUUGCGCCUCACAGAGCACAGGACAGGUGCAGUGCAAGAUAUUUGACUCCAUGCUUUCUCUUGACAUCCAUAUCCAGACAUGUCGUGCCCUAAUGGUGUUGUCAGUACUGUUUGGCUUGAUCGGCAUCAUCAUCAGCGUGGUUGGCAUGAAGUGCACAAAGGUGGGAGAUAAUAACCCAGCGAUAAAGACGCGUAUUGCAAUUGCUGGAGGGGCUCUUUUCCUUCUUGCAGGUCUGUGUACAUUGGUUUCUGUUUCCUGGUACGCAACACAGGUGUCUUAUCAAUUCUUCAACCCAAACACCCCGGCCAAUGCCAGGUAUGAGUUUGGCUCGGCUCUGUUUGUGGGCUGGGCUGCUGCAAGUUUAAUUAUACUAGGAGGCUCCUUGCUGUGUUGUUCCUGCACCAAAGAGGACAUGCAAGGCCAGCAAUAUUACCGCCAAUCACAGCCAUCCACAGCCAGGGAGACAGAGUUGUUGAGUGAGACUAGUUUCCCUGACUGA